UUUCUUUGCUUUGUGUCGAUGAUUUUAUUUGUUUCUUUCCUGUGUUAUUUUUAACAGAAAAGAUUGCAACAUCAGGAAAUAUAUGGCAAUGCAUUUCUGAGUGACAAUAUAUAUGAAAACCAUGUUUUCUGAAAUGCUUUGUGGAUAAGGAAAAUAAUAUACUGAUAUGUUUUUGUAUGUUUUGAAGUGCAUGUAACGGAAAAUAGUAUUUUUAAAAUAAAUGCAUUCCAUAUAAAUAAAUACUGAUAAAGCAUAUGACGAACGAAAAUACGGAAAAACCUCAUAUGAACAAGGAAAUCAGACUCAGUGCCUGUACGUAAUAUGUAAACACAGCUGAUAUAUUUUCUCUUCAUGCACAGAGAUUUACAACUGGUUGCGUUGUUUUUAAUUUUAAAUUACCAUUUGUGAUUACACUAUGUUGCACUCGAUGAUCUUUAAAAACUUCGUCCACUAUCAUGAAUACCAGUCAUUAGAAUUCAAUACAGGAUUUAAUCUUAUCAUUGGAAGCAAUAGUAGUGGCAAGUCUGUAAUCUUCGAAAUCAUCCGCCGUUGUUUAUCCACUAAAAAGAGUGCAACCAUUACCUCUACCUAUGGCGAAAGUAAAGUGUCAUUCGCUGUAUGUAGGUAUAUCAAUGUGUCUGCAGAAUACAAUACAAUGCUGUCUGGAAUAUACAAGCAAGUGGGGGACAGCCCUAAGCAAACAACCUAUGUAAAAUUUGUCAUAUUUCAAUCCAGUGAAAAGCAAUAUAUAUGUUGUGCCAAUAAGUUCGCUUGCAAAGAAAUGAAUAUUUUAUCGGAAGAUACGAUGAUGUCAUCAGAAAAUGUAUACGUCACUGAAGAGAAAACACCGAAAAUUUACAACUUUUUGAAAGACGGGAUAGUUCCAAUUGAAAAAGAUGCAGAUGCUGUUGAAAGAGAGAUCAUCGUUUUAUACAAAGAAUGCGACUUUAAGAGCAAAAAGGAGAGCGAAUGCCAAUGUAAACUAGCAAUGCUGGACGAUAGAUACGUGGCUACCUUUCCCAUGCGAUCCAUUGGCCCAUCACAAUGGACUGAAAGUGACAGAGUCGAUGCAAGACUGCAUAGGGAAAAUGAAAUAAUAACAAAUGAAAGAGCAGAGAUUAUUCACUUUCUAUUUGAGAAAGGCAUGAAAGGUUUUGAUAAACACGUAUUUGAAGAAACACUUUGGAAACUCACACAUCCAAAAAAAAAUACAAACUUAGCCUAGAGGAAAUUAAAGAAGGUGAUAGUGCAUCAAAAUCAAAAACGUUAAUUAAAAUUAACGGCAAAAGUUUAACUAGAUGCUGUCAUGAGAC
This is a messenger RNA of Saccostrea cuccullata (small rock oyster), 1313 nucleotides long. RefSeq lists its product as uncharacterized. Bases 416 to 1225 code for a protein of 269 amino acids. Gene Ontology annotation, biological process: double-strand break repair. The record is from RefSeq and is a predicted model, not a curated record. The transcript has 2 exons. NCBI's taxonomy places the organism in Eukaryota, Metazoa, Mollusca, Bivalvia, Ostreida, Ostreidae. Gene Ontology annotation, molecular function: ATP hydrolysis activity.